Molecule: messenger RNA, 9835 nt
Organism: Osmia lignaria (orchard mason bee)
Lineage: Eukaryota; Metazoa; Arthropoda; Insecta; Hymenoptera; Megachilidae
Biological process (GO): negative regulation of transcription by RNA polymerase II; cell fate commitment; positive regulation of transcription by RNA polymerase II
Cellular component (GO): nucleus
Molecular function (GO): DNA-binding transcription factor activity, RNA polymerase II-specific; RNA polymerase II cis-regulatory region sequence-specific DNA binding; zinc ion binding
Source: RefSeq, a predicted model, not a curated record
UUCGAGUUCGAUCGAUCGGAAACGGUGGAGGUAAACGUUUGCUUUCGUUACGGCAAUUACCAUGGGACCAUCCGUUCCGUCGAAAGGAUACGGGUCGUUAUCGCGCCGGCCGACUAUCGGCGUUAAUUAACGAUAACGAGAAUGGCGGCGAAGAGCGGGCGGCAUGGCAGCGCGAAACCCGUCGGCUUUUGCCAACCCCUUCGAACCCGAUCGUUCGACCACCACUUCCGGUAACGAUCGACGUUCGCGCGUUUGUAGGUAAAUUCGAAAGCCGCGGUUAGUAAAACAGCGCGAGAUAAUAGUUCGCUUCGAAAUAGUCAUUGUUCGAGCAACGAACGAUAAUAGUAGCAUUGCGAACGUUUAUCGCGAUACAUCGCGAAGCAUGCCGGCACCGCCAUUAUUCCCCCGACCAGCCGCUUUAUCCGAACGUCCAUUUCCCGUAGAAACCGCGACAAGACACUUACUUAGGUACACCGGUUACGCGUUAAAACAGAGUGCUUUUCAUUAUUAAAUUAUCCAACAGUUGCCGUUUUCGACUUACAAACACCGCGUAUCGUUCCUUCGAAUAAGAUCUUAUCACUGACGAAACGAGCAGAGUGUAAAGAGUUAGGCGAGGAACGAGAGAACGCGGUCGCGGUCGAGUUGCGGGAAAAAAACAAGCGUGCCGGAACGACGCGUCGAAAAUUCACGCGAGUGAAGAACGCUUAAAAGCGGAGUAAAACGAUCGAAGGCGACCCGUUUCAACGAUAACGUAUCGCGGAACGAUAGGAAUAGCUUCCGGUCUUCUGCGACCGGGUACACUCGCAUUGUUUUCCUCCUUUCCGCUACGCGUUUCGAAGGCGCAAACUUUAAAAAUGUAAAAGCAGCUGUAGAGUGGUUUCCCAGCGUCGGAAUCGAGGGUGUAGGUUUCUGGAUACCGAUUCUGGCGCCGACGGCACUAGCGGCACCCGUCUUUCACGAGGACACUCGUCCGGUUCUUAGGCCUAAUUGGUUGUCGCCCCGGCGCCUCGUCUUGUCCUCGGAGAAAGCAGCAGACCUCUUUCGGUUUCCACGCUGUUCCGUGUUUUUUUCCUGCCACCCUUUCGAGCUUUCAAAGUACCUGCGAGAUCCCUUUCGAUCCUGCGAUCCGCCGGCAACGAACUCGGUACAGCGCGGACCGCGAAGAGACACCCCAGCUGUUUGUGUCACACGGAGAAUUUUGACGAUCGAAGAAAAACAAAGGGGUUUCGCCCACGGUUUCUUUAACACGGAUUCGACGAACAAGUCUCGGAAUAGUUUCUCGGUUUCGAACUCUGACCGUAUAUCGUAGGAGGAAACGGAGCGAAGAAGAAUUUUUAUCUUCGUUGAAUCGUUCCGAAGAAGAGCAAUCGGUGAAAAGUGCAGUGCUCUGGUAAACGAGUAAAGUGCAUAGGAAAUGGCGAUCGGUAAAUGCGUUUAAUUUACCGCGUAAUAACGAUUCCGCGUAUCGAAUAGAGAUACUUUUAUUGGCGUUCGCUUUCGGUGCGAUACGCGUUUAUCGAAUGUCGCGCUUAUAUCGGCCCUCGUAAAACGAUCGUUAAUGCUUUUACGAAUCGAUAACGAUCGUCACGGGUUCUCGUAAUAAUGACGUUGCCACGCUGUCUGCCGUCGGAUCGAUAAGAUCGGAAACGAUCUCUCGGCUGGUUCGAGAUCGCGAAUAGCUGGCGAACCGUAAUGUAUCAGCGGCGUUGCCCGGCCGUGUCCGACGCUCGGCGUCUCGGGCCCCGAUUUCUUUUCUUCGAACUCGUCGAAUGGAAAAUAGUAAUCUUACUAUAAUGCUGAUCGGAGAAAAGGUAGAAACGGGGGACGGUGCAAGACGGAGAGUUGCAUCGAGCGCGUUAUAACGCGGCGAGCCGUUUGCACGAUCGUUUCGACGCGCCUCCUUAAAUAACGAUCAUAGGCUCGUAACUAACCCGGUCCGCCGCUUGAAUGACGAAGAUAGGAGAAUAGCGAGUCGUCGGACAGAAGGAGAAAGAGGAAAGGAGGCGAUCAAGCGAACGAUAAUUGUCGCCUGGCCACUCACGCGAUCCAUACGCGCAUCAAGGUAUACGAUAGUUGACUCGUUCCUCGAGCUUCGGAUACCAAAUGGGUUUCUUGUUGUAAAAGGAAAGUACUCGUUCGUUGGAUGGUCGAGACGAAAACGGUGGAAACGCGGCGUUUAAUCGUGGAAAACGAGCGCGUUCCGUGGUCCUGGUUUAUCUGGUAUCGCCGGCUCAUUGUAUUCAUCGAACGGGGAAGAAUGGAAUCGGUGCUCGCGGUAUCGUUGGGAAUAAUCGGGGAUCGGUAAGCGAGCGUAAACCCGGGGUAAAAUCCGGUAAAACGAUAUCGAGCGAUCGAGGCGGCGAGCGAGUUUGCGGGCAUCGGCCAAAGACCCGUUACGUCGGAGGACGAGGUAAUUAAUUUAAGCCGCAAACGCCUCGGCACUAGGCCAAUGCAAACACCUUCUUUGCUCGCUUGCUCGCACGCACCAGCUUCGCUCGUGGCCGAAGCCCGCUUGGUUAUACACCGUCGCCUCGCGUCCGCGGCUUGUAUGCCAGUUGCCAGUUACACGACUCCCGGGAUCCACGAUCCUUUGACUGCUUUCUUUUCUUUCUCCUCGCUUCGUCUCAUCGUCGUCUUUUACUAUUUCCCUCCUUUCCAGCUAUUCAAGACGGCCAGAUUCGUUCCCUCGUAUCCAGGAUAUAACUGUAUAAACGCGGUGGUCGCGAUUUCGAGCCGACUAGCUCGACCGGUACGCGCGACCGUCCGAGAGGAAACUUUCCGUCUCCCGGCUCGAUAAACGGAAAGAAAGAAACGACGCGGGAGAAGAGCGAGCCGCGAUUUAACGAGCAGACCACGAUUCCGUAUCGUGGCGUUAAUUACCGGCCGACGUUCCAGCCGGGGCUUUCGAUUCGGAGCGACGCGACGGCCGCGGUCCGCGCUCCGUGAGAAGAUCGAGGAGGAAGAGGAAUCGGAGCCCGUUCGAACCCGCUAGCCUUUCUCAACAUCCCUUAUCGGGUAGCACCGUUUCUACGUCGUUCUCCACGCGGAAAACGUACGCGUCACGUGAGUUACAGAUCGGACGGAUUAAAAAACGUCGAGGAUCGGGCGGAGGUUGAGACGGAGAGAUAGGAAGGAAGAGAAAGAGAAGAGGUGGAUUUAACGAACCUACCGACGGGACGUAUCGCGGACGUUAAUUACCGGCAAGGGAUCCGACCAAAUGCGCGCUCGAUGGUUUGCAAAGAGGGGUUCGGCCCACGGUACGAUUCGGUUCGAAUCGGAUGGGAUCGGAUAGGAUCGGAUCGGUUCCCUCUCGCCUAUCUGCGAGGGACGUCCCUGCGAGGCCGACCUCGACGUCGCGGCAGAUGCAUUAAUUGAACCGGCUUAAAUUAUAGCCGCUCGCUAAUUGCGCUCUUCUCCGACCACGGAGCUGUCUGCUCGCGAGAGACGCACGCACCGUUUCCCUUGCCGAUUACGCGCGAUUAAUCCGCCACGCGAAACGGCCAACGAGAACCCGAUGACGGGGCGAGUCUUCGAUUUUUUCCAUUUGCCGAACUCGCAAGAAAGCGGCUACGUAUUUCCCUUGCCUUAACAUUCUACGAGAACGUGUCGCGUCGAUUGAAAAACGUAACGUAACGAGCAGAAGCACCGGAAGAGGAGGGCGCCGCGACGAUAAACCGCGUAUCGUUUCGGAGUAGCCGCGAUAUCGCGACAGCUCUUUCGUUGUCCGCUCCGUAAGCUUAGUCUUUUCGAAAGCGCACGCGAGACAUUCGUCCGGAUCCAACGACUCGGCACGCGCUUCGCGUGCUUAGCUCCGAUGUAUCGCGAUUACGUAAGUCGAUUAACGGUAAAAUCGGUCGUAGCCGUGGCAGAACGAUCGAAGAUCGGUAAAAAUCGACACGCGAUUCGCGAUUCCAAAUGACUCGGUACUUUUUCCACGCGCAGGGAAGAACAUCGUGACGAGGCGUAUCUUUCGAAUGAAAAAAUAAAGAAACGAGGAGGAUAAAAUCGCGAUCUAGCCGGGACAAUAAUCGUAAUGUGCAAACGAGCCCCGGUAGUGGCGAUUCCGGUUCGUUUCACGAAUAAACUCCGCAAAUUCCCCUUAUCGUUAAUUAGAGGAUAAUGGUUAAGGCGCCGUUUCGCCGGAUCUUUUUACGCGCACGGUACCGAGGCGAGCCGAGGCGACGAUUUAUUCGACCGGAUCGUGGGUACAUCGGGAUCGAUACACAUGCGCGUACUUUACGUAGGUAGGGGAAUCCGGUGCACGGUCCGGUUUCGAUCUAGACUCGCGUUCGAAUUAAACGCGUCGACGGGAAACACCCGGCGUAAAUACACGAGGCCCGCGACGUAUCGCGAUAUCGAAGAAGUUACAGUACGCGAGUUUUCCCUCCUCUUCGUCUUCCCUUCUGUUCCGUCCGCUGCGAACAAAGCGCGUCUCCGAAAGCGCGAAUCGUCCAUUAUCCAGCGUCGUUACACUCUUAAUCCCGCUAGUAUCUUAAUUAUCGAAUUUAUUAACUGGCGAUUCGAUCCUCGAAACGAUAAUCCUGAGAAAAGUAGCUCGGUUUCGCGGUCACGCACGAACGAACGAGUCUCCCGAUCAUGGUACGGAGCAGCGUUCGGAAAGUUAAUUAGAAAACAAACAGAAAAUUAACGCGAACCCGGCAGCGAAUCUUUCCAGCCGGCCGUUAUUCACGAUUUAUCGUAACUCGUUCGAGUCCGGUCGGUGACCGGUUUAUAAGCGAGAGAUCGGCGAACGAUGCGCGGUCGCUUGCUCGCGCGGUCUGAUCGACGAUCGAAAAUCUUUGAUACGCUCGCGAAUCCGUUCUGGGUGUUGUCGGUUGGGAUCGUCGAGCAGGAAGCCGACGCGGCGGUUCUUUUCUCGCGAGAGCGAAACCAGUUUGCUUACAGCGAAUAAAAAUCUUGAAUUAUCGCGUAAUCGCGAAUACGUUUAACCCGUUAACGCAUCGACGUUAAUCGAUCAUUUUCUUUUGCUCUACGUCUAUCUCCUUCUCCCGCGUUUCCUUCUGUUUCCUUUCCUCUCCGAUCGCGUACGCCGAACGCGAAGCGCAAAAACCGACUCGAGGGAUCUUUCGAGCUCGAAAAGAUCGGAGCUCGCGACCGGUUGGUCGGCGAAAAUCUUCUCGACCGUUAAUCUUGAUUUAUGAUAACCGCGACCGCGAUCUGCCCGGAGACUGAGCGGAUAAUUGGAUCGCGCUUGUACGUGCCCUGGCUACCGGUCUCGCCGGCCGUCUUCUCCGUUUCUCUACCCUAUGUUACCUUCUGCUCGCUAAUUCGGGCCACGCGAAUUUCGUUAAGCAUCGAACGCGAAGCGGGCGGGAUUACCUCCGUACCGUGUCACGCGAGAUUGUCACGCCCGGACGGACGUUCGCGUGGCUCGUCCAGCGGUCCUCGAGACGGGUCGCGACCACUGCACGAAACUUUCCGGAUACGUUUGAACGGUAGAACCGGUCCCGUGAUCGUACGCGCCGGUUGGAAUAAUCUACUCGCCGGUUAAUUGGCUCGCCGAUCGAUUCCUCUCGGUCGAUCCGCGAUCGACGCGGAGCAAAGUUCCUCCGGUUCUCGAAAAAUCAUCGAAACGAUCCUCUCUUCGGUGGCUCUUCGGAGAGGAAUAAAAUAAGAAGAAACAAAAAAAAGAAGGAAAAUCGAGUCGACGUCGGUCGCAAAGUUGUCGACGAGUUUCGUGAAGCGAGAAGUCUGACGCAGGUCGCGUAUAAGCGAGUGUUGGGCCGAACUGGCUCGGAUGGCUGGCUGACUGGCCGAGUGGCUGCCGUGCUGCCGGUCGGUCGAGAACGGCUGCUCCCGUGAAACGGUGUUGGUUCCACGUCGGUGUGCGUCCGAUCGUGGGAUCGGUCGUUAGUGUUGGUGCCGCCGAUCGAGCGCCUUCGAGGAUAUAGAGACAACGGCCUGCCGAUGCACACACACACCGGCCGUGCUUCUCAACCAACGUGCCGCGUUUCUUCGUUGCUUUUAGAUUCCACGAGGAUCGACCCACGCUCCGAUACACUCUGACCUUUCCUCCGUUCUCCGCGAGGUCGCGAAGGAGAAAAGAAUCACGGACACCGCGUCGCGCGUCCUCCGCUUAUCCUUCCAAGGAUUAGAAAGUCGAUUCCGGAGGAUGAGUUGGGAGUCGCGGCGAACCGCUUCGUCGCAGCCUCGUUCCCGAGGGAAACGGAUAGGAAAAGGAACCGCGGAGGAACACGAAAGUCGACGAGGCGCGCCGGGUUUUAUAUUAUAAUUAGCCGGAAUCCUCAGCUCGGAUAUGGCGAGGUAAAGCGAACCCGCGCGAUACCGUGGAAAUAAGCGGACCCGGGUUAAAUACGAGUCACCGAGAGAACCGGGUGAUUUCGUUGUCGGUGGAUGGAAGAGGAAAGAAGAAAGGAAGGGAAGGUGAACACGGAUGGUGGGUAGGGAUGAUGGCGUUGAAAGGCCAUAAACCGAGGACCCCCUGCUAUCGAUGGGCUACUCGCCGUUGAUGGGGGAACUAAUGACAGGACGGUUCGGCGUAAUGGACUGCUUAUAGUCGGUCGCUCGCUCGGUAAUAGAUUCGGGGAUGAAACGUGAAACCGCGAUGGUGGGUCUGCGUAAAAUGGCGCUCGAACCGAGGAUCUUUGGCGUGCGUAAAAUCGUAGCCAGACAAUUCUACCGACCAGUGGACGAAGAAGAAGAAGAGAUAUCGAGAAGGAGAUAAACGGGCGUAGGACGCGUCGCGGCUCGUACCUGGACGAUCUCGAAGCCAAAAGCGACGGCAGUCGGCUACGACCUUAUUGGAAAGUCGUGUUCCAGCGCUAAAACCGGAAGUCGAGAGAGAAGCUGACACAGUCCGAAGGAGAAACGAGCUCGCCGCCGGGCCUUUACCAUCACCUCGCUCGAACAACGAACCUAAAUUCUUUUCCAAUUCGUCGUCGCCCCUUUCGUUCCCUAGCCUUGUUUUCCCCACGAAUAUAAAGACGCUGCGUUUCUGAAUCUCGCGAAUCGUACGGCAGCUUCUCUUCGCUCCGUGUCUGAAACGCGCAUAAAUCUUCUUUAGACUCGCAUGAAUAGCGCCCGCUUAGCUUCCCGGUUCAAAGCCGGCUGAGGAAAAAUCUACGAGCGAGCUGAGACGACGCUCUGUAAUUCACGCGCGUUCGCAAUCGCGGCAAAGGAGAACCGUUCUCGUCCCUCGAGGUGAACCGCGUGUCGUCGACCGGAGAGGGUGGAAAAGCGGCGCUCCCCGGGUCGCGUCGCGACGGAUCGAUCGCGACGCCUCGAUAUCGUCGAAAAAAUAGAGCGAGAAAAAACACAGGUGGUCGUCGUGUCCCGUUCGCAGCCACGGCCGCUCGUUCUCGGCGAUUCGAAGUAGGCGUAAGUAGGCAAACCGGGUGUCGCGGAUCGCGCUCGUUUUUCAUUCGUUCCCUUUCCCGGUUUCUUUUUUCCUGUUUUUCUGUCGUAUCGCGCGAGGCCGAGAGUAAGCGAAAAAGAAUGCGCGCGUCGAAAGGUCGAGCCAGGUUUCGGGCCGGGACAUCGUUUCGCUAUCGGGCCUCGUUGUCUUUCGUAGGGAAAAAUUGAACGAACCCGAGUGGAAUCUACGAGAGGAGAAAAGGUAGUUUGCUCGCGUACGGAUAGGAGACGCGGGGCACGGUCGUCGGGUGUGAUACUUACGAUCUCGCCUCGUUAUUUCGUAUGCGCGAUCGUAGAGAUCUCGUUUGUACCGCGCAAAAACUCGAGCGUUAGCCGAGAGACCUCUUCGACCGGCGGCACCGUGGAAUCUCGUUGACCGGUUUAAAGGCUAAGCGUUUGUUAUACGCCCGGUAGAGCGUAACCUGGCGAACGAGCGACGCUCGCGCACCUGGUACCGCGGAAUAAUAUCGUAAUUGGGUAAUAAGAUGCGGUACGAGGACCUUGCUUACCGGUCGUUUGCCACGUCGCCGCUGCCACCGAUAUCCGACGCACCUACGCGCCUCGUUUUCGACCACGGACUUGUAUUUUCCGGUGUCUCUCGAACGGUUCGACGGAAAGUGGCCGGAGGAAGAGAAGAGGGUCGGCGCGUUCGCGCUUUAAUCGUCUAGCUGCUGGCCGGAGUCGGUCGCCUUUGAGCUGCACCUUCUCUCGGUCGACAAGCGGAAACUAUUCGAGGAAUUUCCUACGGCCGCCCGGCCGGUCGCUUAUCACCGAAAACGCAAACGGCUGCGAACCGAAGAGCGAAUCGUUGUAUCAUCGGUGAUCAGUGAUCGGGAUUCGGUAGUUUCGCCCGGGACGAUUUUAUUACGCGACUCCAGCGGUGGAUACAUCGAGCUUAGAGGACACGGGUUUUCAUCGACGAAGGUUCACCCGUUUACGGUCUCGUCCCGGAUCCGUCUAUCCGCUUGCUCCUGCUCGCCGCCGUGUUCCUUCGAAAUUUAUCGCUACACACGGGAUACACUCUUGUCGAACGUCGAAAACGUGGAAGUUUCGAAGAAAUUUCGCGAAUCGAUCGGAAUUUCCACGUGGCAACCGAGCAUCCGAAGUGGCAGAAAUUCUUGCAGCGCAGAUGCCGCGGUGUUAGCUCACGGGGAGGAUGUUCCACGGGGGCGGAAGCGGUGGUUACGGCGCGAGUUCCGACUACCAGCAGCAGUCCCAGCAACAGCAACAGCAACACGGCCAACAGCUCCAGGCACCCGUCUACGUUCCUUCAUCCAGGCCGACCAUCCCUUCGGCAGCGACGGCGGCGGCGGCUGCGGCGGCCGCGCAAUAUCAUCCGUUUCCCACUUCCGGUUCGCCCGCUUGGGAGAAGACCGCAGCUUCGUGGCAGCAUGGAGUGGACACGUACGCGGCGCAUCACGCGUUGGCGGGCCAUGCGAGCGGUUCCGCGGCCGCGGCCGCGGCUGCCGCCGCAGCGAUGGGCCCGCAUUCCGGCCACGGUCAUCCGCACGCGGCCCACCCGCACACCGGACAUCCUCAUACGAGCCUCGCCGCGGCCGCCCCGUUUUACGCCCAAAACGUCGCCAUGAUGUCCUCCUGGCGCGCCUACGACGGAGCUGGAUUUCAACGAGCCUCGCCCUACGAUACCGCGAUGGACUUUCAAUUCGGCGAGGGUCGCGAAUGCGUGAACUGCGGCGCUAUAUCGACGCCGCUCUGGAGGAGAGACGGCACCGGGCAUUAUCUCUGCAACGCGUGCGGACUCUAUCACAAGAUGAACGGAAUGAACAGACCGUUGAUCAAGCCCUCGAAACGGCUGACAGCGACCAGACGGUUGGGACUAUGCUGCACCAACUGCGGCACCCGUACCACCACCCUCUGGAGGCGGAACAACGAGGGUGAACCGGUGUGCAACGCUUGCGGUCUCUACUUCAAGCUCCACGGUGUGAACAGACCUUUGGCGAUGCGAAAAGACGGCAUUCAGACGCGGAAACGGAAGCCGAAGAAAACGCCGGAACCGAACGCGAGACCGUCAACCGGCGACCACGAGACCGCCACCGUUUCCACCGCAUCGUCUCCGUCCACCGAAAUGAAGAACAAUCAACAGCAAUCGCAACAGCAACAGCAGCAACAACAGCAUCAUCAUCAAAUCGAAACGUCCAAGUCGUCCGGCGUCGGGGCAUCGUCGAGUUCGAACGAGAGGCCGGUGUACCUAGGGCACACGUCCCUCUUGGCCACCGGAAGCGUGGCCACCGUGAAAACGGAACCUCGUAGCUGCGACGGGAUCGUCGGGCAACCGUACUCCUCGUACUAUCAGCAUCCUCACCAACUCGGGGUCACGACUAGCGAGCACCAACAGCAAACCUAUUACGCUAGUCAAGAAGCGCCUUAUCAUCAUCAACACCACGUCACCGCGGCUGCCAAGUUGCUCGCUUCCUCUUAA